GACAUGGAACCGCUGAUAUUUUCAGUUAGAAUGUGUUGUAUUUGUGUUUAAACUGGUGUUUGAAGGAUGAAAACUGUCGGCCGCAGAGUCUUCGCGAUAGUUUUACUGUUAGCUGUCAAUGUGUGCGUGUCGAGGCAAGGCGAGGGAGGCGACUCGUUGGAUCGCAAUGAAAGGGAGGUUGAUGUGGGACGCAAGAGUACUUCUGUUAAUAACCAACAAGCAUCUGCAGAACACGGAAACGCACACCGUUUAAACCAGGAGCUCAGCGAUAAGCGGCAGCCUGUCAGCAAGUCCAAUGAUACUGACAAUUCCAGCAAUGACACCCUCCAUUCUACGACCCCGGCCGCCAAGCCUACCACCCCGGCUCCUCCAACCCUUAAACCCAUCUUACCUGUGCAGACAGGGGUCAAGGCCCAGGAGGAGGAGCAGUCCAGUGGAAUGACCAUAUUCUUUAGCUUGCUGGUUAUUGGUAUUUGCAUCAUAUUGGUGCAUCUGCUUAUUAAGUUCAAGCUGCAUUUCCUUCCAGAGAGUGUGGCUGUUGUGUCCUUAGGGAUCCUAAUGGGAGGUUUCAUUAAGAUCAUCGAGUUUCAGGAACUUGCCAACUGGAAGGAAGAGGAGAUGUUUCGACCCAACAUGUUCUUCCUCUUGCUCCUGCCACCAAUCAUCUUUGAGUCUGGAUACUCUUUGCAUAAGGGUAACUUCUUCCAGAACAUUGGUUCCAUCACCCUAUUUGCUGUUAUCGGCACAGCCAUCUCUGCCUUCAUUGUCGGAGGAGGGAUCUAUUUCCUUGGACAGGCUGAUGUAAUCUAUAAGAUGACAAUGACGGACAGCUUCGCCUUCGGUUCUCUGAUUUCGGCUGUGGACCCAGUCGCAACCAUUGCCAUCUUCAACGCCCUCAAUGUGGACCCUGUUCUCAAUAUGCUGGUGUUCGGAGAAAGCAUCCUCAACGACGCCGUCUCCAUCGUACUCACCAACACGGCGGAGGGUUGUUUCUCCCGCUCAGACAACUCUAUGGUAACGGGUUGGGAGACCUUCCUGCAAGCACUGGGCUACUUUCUCAAAAUGUUCUUUGGCUCAGCUGCUCUGGGAACCCUCACUGGACUCAUUUCUGCUGUUUCUCUAAAACACUUUGACCUGCGGAAGACUCCUUCCUUGGAGUUUGGCAUGAUGAUCAUCUUUGCUUACCUACCUUAUGGACUUGCAGAGGGCAUCAAACUCUCCGGUAUCAUGUCCAUUCUGUUCUCAGGGAUUGUGAUGUCUCACUACACCCAUCACAACCUGUCUCCAGUCACACAGAUCCUCAUGCAGCAGACGCUGCGCACUGUGGCUUUUAUGUGUGAAACGUGUGUGUUUGCCUUUCUCGGUCUUUCCAUCUUCAGCUUCCCCCAUAAAUUUGAAAUUUCCUUUGUCAUCUGGUGCAUAGUCCUGGUUCUUCUGGGUCGAGCAAUAAACAUCUUUCCUUUAUCCUUUCUGCUGAACUUCUUCAGAGACCACAAAAUCACUCCCAAGAUGAUGUUUAUUAUGUGGUUCAGUGGUCUGCGAGGCGCCAUUCCCUAUGCCCUCAGCCUCCAUCUGGGCCUGGAGCCCAUCGAGAAACGCCAGCUGAUUGGCACCACCACUAUCAUCAUUGUCCUCUUUACCAUCCUCCUCAUGGGGGGUGGGACUAUGCCUCUGAUCCGUAUCAUGGACAUUGAGGAGAGCCAAUCACGUCGUAAGAGCAAGAAAGACGUCAAUCUCAGCAAGACAGAGAAAAUGGGUAAUGCCAUUGAGUCAGAGCACCUAUCCGAGCUGACAGAGGAGGAGUACGAGGCUCAGAUCUACCAGAGACAGGAUCUGAAGGGCUUCAUGUGGCUUGAUGCCAAGUACCUCAACCCCUUCUUCACACGCAGACUCACCCAGGAGGACCUGUUACACGGCCGUAUCCAGAUGAAGACUCUGACUAAUAAGUGGUAUGAGGAAGUUCGACAGGGACCUUCAGGAUCUGAAGAUGAUGACGAUGAGGCAGAGCUGCUGUAACAGAAACAAACACACACUUAGUAACUUCGAGUAGGGGUAUGUUCUAUGUUCACAGCAGAGGCUGGAUGUCUGGUGAGAAGUCAUGUCCUAUUUGACUGCCACAAAGUACCUGUUUACUUGACUCCAGGACACAUGCAGUGGACCUCAGUCAGUGGCCAAUGUUGAUCACACCACCUAAGUUCAAGCCACCACAACAGUACACCCUUGUACAAGAGCAUACGAUUUACUUGAGUCAAACCAGAACCUACACACCAUUCCUUUCUGCUAGCUUACACGAGCAUGCAGGGUAGUGGAAUUUAUCAAAUGUGUUGGCCACAGAAAUUGAAAUGAGACUGGAAAAUUGGGCAAAGCAGCAAGCAUCAGAAGAAGCAAAUAUGCCACGUUUAGUUACUCGCUAUAGCAACAUUCACAGUUAGAGUGUGAUAAUGAAAUGGUUGCAUGAGUUGGUGAGACAAUGAUUUAUUGAAAAUAAAAAGGCAUAGAAUUUCACACAGUAAAUUACAGAAUAUACAGUAGAUAAUUGUAAAAGAGACAGUCAUGAGAAAUGUUUCUGAGCAAUUUUUGUAAAGGUUAAGAUGUGUAGAGAAGGCAGAAGGGAUGUUUCCAACAUAAAGCAAUACCAGAACACCUUUUCUUUUCACUUUUGUAUCGUGCUUUUGCAAAUUAUUCAUUGCUGUGUUUGCAAUGCCUUUCUCAAUAUUUCUUAAGCUAAUAUCUGAUGUCAGAAAGGAACCAAAAAUACGCUUGGAAAAAAUGUACUUUUUUUCCAGCUUUAAUAUUCCUUAAUCUUACUAUAUGUAUCAGUGGGCCUCAUUCAUCAAUCGUUUGUAUGUACAAAUUGGUUCUUACACACCACUGGACGUUUUGUAGCUCUCGAGAUUGUCUGACAGUCAGUAGCAAAGCAUGAUGGUUAUUUGUAAUUCCUUCCGUCUUACAUCUAUUGUCUACCCCUUGCAAUGAGCGAUCACCCAGGCUUGCAGAGGCAUCAGUGUUAGCCAACUGGUAUCUAAAAUCAGGGUGCCCCAGGUUCUACUCUGGCCUCUGAGACAAAUAUCAGGGCUAACAGAUCCCAUGGGUGUGUAAGAACAAAUCAGUACCGAUGAACGAUUGAUGAAUCAGGCCUCAUGUUCUUAACACUAAAACAAGGGAUAAACUUGUUCACGAUGUCCUGUAUUCAUCAGGUUUAAGUAUUUUAUCAGAAAUAACCAAAAACGCCCCCUUAUGGUAUAUUUUAAUAGUGUGAAAAGAGUCUUAAAAGUUGUGGCUUUGAAUUACUCUUAUGAGCUCUCUGGGUUUAAUAACUCACAUUUACAACAUCUGUGAAUGUAAAUAGGUAGGUAAAAAACACUGACAUUUGAUAAAUACAUGCAAAUUAAAGACAUGACAGAAUAACAACAUGAGCUACUAUUACAGAGCUCUGGCAACUUGGCAACAUCCCUUUUAAUCGUACGCAGAUGUUUUCUGCAGAAGAAGAAUCAAAUGUACAAAAAGCAAGAGAAACCGACGAGCUUACCACGGCUGCUCAUUUAAAAUCCAUUCCCGGAGUUGAAAUUAAUCAUGAUAGUUUACGGCAUAAUAAAUAUGUUUCAGAACUUUAGAAGUCAAGUCAGUUUUAUUUGUAUAGCCCAAUAUCACACAUUACAAAUUUGCCUCAGGGGGCUUUACAGCAACUCAACAUCUAGAAGUUCCCUUUGUUCCCAGUAAUGGUGCCACAUUUUGUUUUGUUUUUUUUCCCCCCAAAAUACUGUUUUUCAAUUCUCUUUUAUUUUUUUCCCUUCCACUCUGCAGAACUUGAAAUAAGGCAUUGCUCUUGUAAUUUUAAAUGUGAAUUUCAGUACUGAAGAAUGCACUAAUGAAUGUUGGGCUGGGUGGGAAUGAAGUCUUGUGGAGGUCUUUGUGUUCAUCUGCUUUUCUAUUUAUUAAUCUCGUCUUUGUGUGCGUGUUGUUGCUGCGAUAUGAGGCUUUUAUAUGAGCUCUGUGAGCGUCGCAGGAUUGUAGAAAGAUAAUGUUAUCUAUAAUAAAUUAACUGGAGGCUGGCUGAACA
Messenger RNA from Lampris incognitus (smalleye Pacific opah), 4060 nucleotides. It is a transcript of the gene slc9a8, whose product is annotated as solute carrier family 9 member 8. Gene Ontology annotation, molecular function: sodium:proton antiporter activity. The record is from RefSeq and is a predicted model, not a curated record. Gene Ontology annotation, cellular component: membrane; Golgi apparatus. Bases 67 to 2016 code for a protein of 649 amino acids. NCBI's taxonomy places the organism in Eukaryota, Metazoa, Chordata, Actinopteri, Lampriformes, Lampridae. Gene Ontology annotation, biological process: sodium ion transport; regulation of pH; proton transmembrane transport. The transcript is spliced from 16 exons.